AUGAAUUGCUUCACUGUAUCAAUGUGGAUGACUGACAAAAGGUACUUUGAACUUUCUCCGGCUGAUGCAGCGGUUCGACUGGACUUGAUUGCAAAAGUUCAUGGAGUGGAACAAGCUGAGAGUUAUUUUGACAACAUUCCCAUACAAUUGAAAUCGCUUGGGGUGUACUUGGCUCUGCUCAACUGCUAUGCCCAUGCAAAGUUUGUUGAGAAAGCGGAGGCCACAAUGCAGAAGAUUAGGGAUUUGGGGCUCGCUAGGACGUCGUUGGCUUACAACAAUUUGCUCAAUUUGUAUUAUCAGACUGGAAAGCGUGAUAAGCUUGAUGUGCUGGUGAAUGAAAUGGAGGAGAAGGGCAUCCAGUGUAACAAAUUCACAUACGGGAUCCUGCUCAGUGCAUAUGCUGCUGCUUCUGACUUUGAGGCAGUUGAGAAGAUUCUUGCACAAUGGGAAUCACAUCCUGAUUGUCGUUUGGAUUGGAUUAACUAUGCGGUUGUGGCAAAUGUUUAUAUAAAAGCAGGAAAUGAGGACAAGGCUUUGGAAAUGCUAAAGAAGUCUGAGGAGCUGAUACCAAGUUCUGAAAGACGGAGGGAAGCAUACGAGCACCUUGUGCCACAAUAUGCAGCACUAGGGAAGAAAGAUAAUGUUGUGAGACUAUGGGAACUUUACAAGGGUCAGAUGAAAGUAUACAGUAAAGGUUAUAGAAUCAUGAUAACCUCACUCUUGAAGAUUGGUGACAGUGAGAGUGCCAAGAAGAUCUUUGAAGAGUGGGAAUCUCAGCAAUCAGUUUAUGAUGUUCGUAUCCCAAAUCACUUGAUUGCUGCUUAUGCCAGAAAAGGUCUUCUUGACAAGGCCGAAGCUAUUAUUGAAAGGGUUGUACUGAAGGGUGCGAAACCUGAUGCAAAGUCAUGGUAUUCUUUGGCAAAAGUGCAUCUUGAUCAUGAUCAAACUGAGAAGGCAGUUGAGUUGACGAGAAAAGCACUUUUGGCUGUGCAGCCUGGUUGGAAGACCAACAAGGAUGUUUGGGCUGCCUGUCUCAACUACUUGAUAAAGAAACCUGAUCCAGAGGGCGCCAAGGAAUAUAUAAAGCUACUCACUGAUAAGAAUGUUAUCACCGUGAUUACACAGGAGAGACUGUUGAAUAACAUAAAUAAGGCGGAUUCAAACUCUGUAACACCAGGCGAAAUGGAAGGGGAUGGUCGAAAUGGAGAUGAAGAAGCAAGUGAAGUUUCAGAAGUGGAGGGGAGUCGUAGCUGCUAGCAUCCAAUAAUGAAAAUCUUGUCGGACACAUAUUGUAUUAAUUCCUGAAAUUUAGGUAGCAAAUGCAAGUAAAGUGGAGGUACUUGCAUAAAUGGUAAUGAAUAUUUUCUGGGGAAAGUGUUUUGUUUCUUUAUGUCCGACAAUGAAGUGUAGUGCAACAUUGAGGAUUAAAUGGAUUUUCUAUUAAUAUAAACAGGUAACAGUUGAUGCCAAAUAACGUCAGUGAAGUUUAAUAGCCAUUGUAUUGAGAGGGAGAGAGAGAGUGAAGUUUAAUAGCCAUUGUAUUGAGAGGGAGAGAGAGUGAAUGGCAGAGUUGUGUGAGGAAGCAUGAAUGAUACUGUUAGAUGGAAAGCUUCCACGCCUAAGGCAAUGCUCACCAAAUUGGAAGCAGUGAACUACACAGUCAG
This is a messenger RNA of Rosa chinensis, 1664 nucleotides long. Its product is annotated as pentatricopeptide repeat-containing protein At2g20710, mitochondrial. Lineage: Eukaryota; Viridiplantae; Streptophyta; Magnoliopsida; Rosales; Rosaceae. Gene Ontology annotation, molecular function: protein binding. The record is from RefSeq and is a predicted model, not a curated record. Gene Ontology annotation, cellular component: mitochondrion. The transcript has 2 exons. Bases 1 to 1257 code for a protein of 418 amino acids.